AUGAUUAUCAAGCCAAACGACGCUACGGAACCAGCCAACCUCUUGAAGAUUUUAGAUUUUCCCAGUUUGCCCGAGGGCGUCACGAAAACGACAGGCUUCUGCUCACAUCGGCGGUCGUCACAAGGACCCGAUGUGGCCUACAGAGUAUCCAAAGAGGCCCAGCUCAGCGCCCCUACCAAACAGCUGUAUCCAGGCGAUGUAUUCCCUGAGGACUUCUCCAUCUUGGCCACAGUGAGGCCCAAGAAGGGCAGCCAGUCCUUCCUGCUGUCCGUCUACAACGAGCAGGGAAUCCAGCAGGUGGGACUGGAAAUGGGUCGCUCGCCCGUCUUCCUGUACGAGGACCACACGGGGAAACCCAGCCCGGAGGACUACCCGCUCUUCCGGGGGAUCAACCUGGCCGACGGAAAGUGGCACCGAGUAGCCAUCAGCGUGCACAAGCAGACCAUCACCCUCAUUCUGGACUGUAAAAAGAAGACCACCCAGAAACUGCUGCGCUCGGCCCACCCCAUCAUCGAUACCAAAGGAAUAGUAGUGUUUGGAACAAGGAUACUUGAUGAAGAGGUCUUUGAGGGAGAUAUCCAGCAGCUAAUGAUUGUAGCAGACCACCGCGCUGCCUAUGACUACUGCGAACACUACAGCCCCGACUGUGAGGUGGCGGUGCCCGACCAGCCGCAGAACCAAGACCCCAACACAGACGACUAUAACACGGAGGAGGACAGCUACUAUUAUGAAUACCCUUACUAUGAUGACGGAGAUGGAAAAGCCCUUGAAUCAACUGCCGACGCAGAGGAGAAGGAAGUUAAGGUUACAGGUGUGGUUUCAAGAGAUGACGUGAGGGUCGACCCUAGUGGCAAAGUGACCACCAUCAUAUCGAGCGCUUCCUCUUCUGGCUCAUCUUCCGCUGGCUCGACCUCUUCUGGCUCGUCCUCUUCCGGCUCGUCGAGUAGCUCCUCGUCAACUGCCACAGGCGGAGGCAACGACGGCUCUGACAGCUAUGACACCUACGGCAACUAUGAAAACUACUACGACGAGUUGACGCCGGCGACCCCCGACAACGAUGACGACUCCGGGCGUGUCACCUUCACCAGCACCGGCACCGGCGGCAAACUAGACCUGGGAAUGGCUGGAAAGAUUGACCUGGGUGCAGGGAGCGCUGUGGAAACGAGGGUCGUACCGGGUGGCGGGGGAAGCUCCUUCACCAUCAAUAAAACCUCGGCUGGAACUUCCUAUGAUGACUACAGCGAUGGCUACGAUUAUGGAGUGGAUAGCCACAUUAACACCGGCGGAGGAGGCGGCAGUAGUCGCACAGUCACCAUUGGUGGUGGUGGUGGAGGUAGCAGCAGCAGUGACACCAUCAGCCUGGGUGGGGGAGGUAGCAGCGGCGGCAGCAGCAGAAUCCAUCUUGGUGGUGGCGGUAGCAGCAGCACAAUCGACCUUGGUGUCGGAGGAGGCAGCAGCACAAUCGGCCUUGGUGUCGGUGGUGGCAGCAGCACAAUCGACCUCGGUGUCGGUGGUGGCAGCAGCACAAUCGACCUUGGUGUCGGUGGUGGCAGCAGCACAAUCGACCUUGGUGUCGGUGGUGGCAGCAGCACAAUCGACCUUGGUGUCGGAGGGGGCAGCAGCAGUGGCACCAUCACGCUAGGUGGUGGAGGCGGCAGAGCCAGCAGUAGUUCUACCAUUACACAAGGAGGCGGUUCUGUAUCUGUCGGUGGCGGUUCUGUCUCGGUGGGCGGAUCUUCCACGACCGGCGGCGGAUCAGCCCAAGCCGGCACUGGCGCCGGUGGCUCUAUUGCCACCGGAACCGGUCUAGGCGUUGAGGGCGAAGACGACUACAAGGACCUGGACGGAUUCAAAGAGGGGCUCAUCACCGACUAUACUGAUUUGGAGGAUACGUAUGACAACUACGAUGACAUCGACUACCAAGAUAAAGUUUCCAAAGGGCUUCCUGCUGAGACCAAUGAGUAUUACGAACAGGUUGACGGCGUUCGUGGCGAGAAGGGACAAAAGGGAGAGCCCGCUGUCAUCGAGCCUGGAAUGCUUAUGGAGGGUCCGCCUGGGCCUGAGGGGCCAGCAGGUCUUCCCGGACCCCCGGGUCCCUCUGGGUCACCAGGCACUCCAGGAGAUAUAGGCGAGAGGGGCCUACCGGGUCGUGCUGGUCUUCCUGGUGCCGAUGGUCUGCCAGGACCCCCUGGCACUGUCCUCAUGCUGCCUUUCCGAUUAAGUGCCGGAGGAGACUCUGGCCAGAAGGGACCUGCCGUGUCAGCUCAGGAGGCCCAGAUGCAAGCCAUCAUGCAGCAGGCUCGGUUGGCCAUGCGUGGAUCGACCGGUCCGAUGGGUUUGACUGGCAGAUCCGGCCCACUGGGUCCUCCAGGUGUGCCAGGAAUAAAGGGAGAGUCCGGAGAAGCGGGCCCUCAGGGUCCACGUGGACCAAUGGGAUCACAUGGACCUUCCGGAAAGCCCGGCAGAAGGGGUCGCGCCGGAGCUGACGGUGCCAGAGGCAUGCCGGGUCAGUCUGGACCAAAGGGAGAUCGUGGGUUCGAUGGUCUGGCUGGUCUUCCUGGUGAAAAAGGACACAGGGGUGAAGCAGGCCCCCAUGGACCACCUGGUUCUCCCGGCGAGGAUGGAGAGAGGGGAGAUGACGGCGACAUCGGACCAAGGGGACUUCCCGGUGAACCCGGCCCUCGUGGCUUGCUGGGACCUAAAGGACCCCAGGGACCUCCCGGACCUCCUGGCGUCACUGGAGCGGAUGGCCACUCUGGACCCAAAGGCAACAUCGGACCUCAAGGAGAACCAGGACCACCAGGCCAGCAAGGAAACCCCGGUGCUCAGGGACUUCCUGGACCCCAAGGAGCCAUUGGUGGACCCGGAGAGAAGGGCCCCAAUGGUAAGCCUGGUCUGCCAGGAAUGCCAGGAGCUGACGGACCCCCGGGUCACCCUGGAAAAGAGGGACCUCACGGAGAGAAGGGAAACAUGGGCCCCGGUGGUCCUCAAGGACCCCUCGGUUACCCCGGGCCUCGCGGCGUGAAGGGAGCAGAUGGCGUCCGCGGCCUGAAAGGUCACAAGGGAGAGAAGGGAGAAGACGGCUUUCCGGGCUUCAAGGGAGACAUGGGUAUCAAGGGCGACAGGGGUGAACUCGGAUCGGCGGGACCCAGAGGAGAAGACGGGCCCGAAGGUCCAAAGGGUCGAUCUGGUCUCCCUGGAGACUCCGGUCCCCUCGGCCCAUCUGGCGAAAAGGGUAAACUUGGAGUACCCGGCUUGCCAGGAUACCCAGGAAGACAAGGACCAAAGGGAUCUCAGGGAUUCCAAGGCUUCGCAGGUGCCAACGGGGAGAAAGGAACUCGGGGAACGGCGGGAAAGCCGGGUCCACGUGGGCAGCGAGGACCGACGGGUCCUCGUGGGGAGAGAGGGCCGAGAGGACCGACUGGCAAAGCCGGACCUAAAGGUAACUCGGGGACAGACGGACCACCAGGACCUAGCGGCGAGAGGGGUCUGCCAGGACCUCAGGGACCGACAGGAUUCCCCGGACCAAAGGGCCCACCCGGGCCCGCAGGGAAAGACGGACUUCCUGGACAUCCUGGACAGAGAGGAGAGACUGGAUUCCAAGGAAAGACCGGACCUCCUGGACCCCCUGGUGUGGUUGGACCUCAGGGACCGACGGGCGAGACAGGACCGAUGGGAGAUCGCGGCCACCCCGGACCCCCAGGUCCACCCGGCGAGCAGGGUCUCCCUGGAUCCGCAGGAAAGGAAGGAGCUAAGGGUGACCCGGGCCCCGCUGGCCCCGCCGGUAAGGACGGCCCACCUGGACCCAGAGGUUUCACCGGAGAGCGAGGCCUCCCCGGACCUGUGGGAGCUCACGGUCUGAAAGGCAACGAGGGUCCUCACGGUCCACCCGGCCCAGCUGGGUCCCCCGGUGAACGUGGCCCCGCUGGCCCCGCCGGACCCACGGGUCUGCCCGGACGCCCCGGCCCACAGGGACCCCCUGGCCCGGCAGGAGAGAAGGGCGGACCGGGAGAGAAAGGACCUCAAGGCCCAGCUGGAAGAGACGGUAUUCAGGGGCCCGUGGGCCUACCGGGACCCGGAGGACCGCCCGGACCACCUGGCGAGGAUGGAGACAAGGGAGAACUUGGAGAACCCGGCCAGAAAGGAAGCAAAGGUGACAAAGGAGAACAUGGUCCCCCAGGCCCCAACGGACCUCAAGGACCAGUCGGAGCACCCGGUCCUGCCGGAGCAGAUGGCGAGCCUGGUCCCAGAGGUCAGCAGGGUCUGUUCGGACAGAAGGGAGACGAAGGAUCGAGAGGUUUCCCCGGACCCCCGGGCCCAGUCGGCCUGCAGGGCUUGCCCGGUCCGGCCGGCGAAAAGGGAGAAACCGGUGACGUCGGUCAGAUGGGCCCACCCGGUCCACCUGGUCCCAGAGGCCCCUCCGGACCCCCUGGUGCCGACGGCCCCCAGGGACCUCCCGGUGGUACCGGCAACCCUGGUGCUGUUGGCGAAAAGGGAGACGCCGGUGAGACCGGAGAGCCAGGUCUUCAGGGAGAUGUCGGUCCAUCGGGUCCAAGAGGAGAGCGGGGAGAGAAGGGAGAGUCAGGUCCAGCUGGCACUGCUGGGCCUUCUGGUCCUAAAGGUCCUCCAGGAGAUGACGGUCCCAAAGGAAGUCCAGGUCCGAGCGGGUUCCCUGGUGAUCCUGGUCCCCCUGGAGAACCCGGUCCAGCCGGUUUAGAUGGCCCAGCUGGUGACAAGGGAGAUGACGGAGAAGCAGGCCAGGCAGGUUCCCCUGGACCCACUGGAGAGUCCGGUCCCUCUGGACCACCAGGAAAGAGAGGACCUCCAGGAGUGACAGGACCUGAGGGCAGGCAAGGAGAGAAGGGAGCCAAGGGAGAGUCUGGCUUGGAAGGUCCACAAGGGAAAACUGGUCCUGUUGGACCUCAAGGAUCACCUGGCAAACCCGGUUCUGAAGGUCUCAGAGGAAUCCCUGGCCCUGUUGGGGAGCAAGGUUUACCUGGUUCUUCUGGACCGGACGGACCUCCCGGGCCGAUGGGUCCCCCAGGCCUACCUGGUUUGAAAGGAGACUCUGGCAUCAAAGGAGAGAAGGGUCACCCAGGUCUUAUCGGUCUAAUCGGGCCACCAGGCGAGCAGGGAGAAAAGGGUGACCGAGGUCUUCCCGGUCCACCGGGAACGUCCGGUCCCAAAGGAGACAAUGGCAUUGCUGGUCCUUCUGGUCCACUUGGUCCGCUUGGUCCUCCUGGAUUACCGGGUCCUCCUGGUCCCAAAGGUGCUAAAGGAUCUUCGGGUCAAACUGGACCAAAGGGAGAGACUGGUACCCCUGGAAUACCUGGACCCCCUGGCCCUCCUGGCGACGUCAUCCACCCGCUGCCCAUCAUGGCUUCCAACAAGGGCAGAUCGCGCAGGAACAUCGACGCCAGCAUGAUGAUGGACGAGGAGGCGGGCGACGCAAACUACAAGGACUACGACGACGGCAUGGAGGAGAUCUUCGGCUCGCUCAACUCGCUCAAGCUGGAGAUCGAGCAGAUGAAACACCCCUUGGGCACGCAGGCCAACCCCGCCCGCACCUGCAAGGACCUCCAGCUGUGCCACGCCGACUUCCCCGACGGCGAGUACUGGAUCGAUCCCAACCAGGGCUGCUCCCGGGACUCCUUCAAAGUUUAUUGUAACUUCACAGCCGGCGGCGAGAGCUGCAUCUUCCCCGACAAAAAGUCCGAAGGGAGCAAAAUGGCAAAAUGGCCCAAAGACUCGCCAGGCACAUGGUAUAGUCACUACAAGAGAGGUUCCCUGCUCUCCUACGUGGAUGCCGAGGGAAGCCCCAUCGGCGUGGUCCAGAUGACGUUCCUGCGCCUGCUGAGCGCCGCCGCCCGCCAGAACAUGACGUACAGCUGCCACCAGUCGGUGGCCUGGCACGACCAGGAGCAGGACAACUACGACAAGGCCAUCCACUUCCUGGGCUCCAACGACGAGGAGAUGUCCUACGACAACAACCCCUACAUCCGCGCCGUGGUCGACGGCUGCGCGCUGAAGAAGGGCUACGACAGGACGGUGCUGGAGAUAAACACCCCCAAAGUGGAGCAGGUCCCCCUGGUGGACAUCAUGUUCAACGACUUCGGCGGCCCCUCGCAGAAGUUCGGCUUCGAAGUGGGCCCCGUCUGCUUCCUCGGCUAGAGACUGAGCAAAACAAAACAAAACGACACUUCAUUUUUGUUCUACGAAAAAAAACAAAAAAAAAAUAGGACAAUUCUUCUAUUUGUACAAAUUUGUUUUUAUUUCCAUACAAUUCUGUAGGAUAAGAGGAGAAAGAAAGAAAAAAAAAACCCUUGAAACCUCAGCGCGCCUUCUCCAUCACACGCGAGUUUUGAAACUGGAUGCCACACGUGACCUUUGACCUGUAAUCUCCCGCCACGGACUCCAUUUUGGCUCUGCUCCCCCCCCCUCCUUUUUUUUUUUGCUUGCUUUUGUUGGGAGCUUCGUUUGUGCAUAAAUGUCUCUAUUUGAUAUAUAAAUAUAUAUAAAUAUCUAUAAAUAUGUCUGUAAGUACAUUCUGUAUAUUGUUCCUGACUGUGUUUAUCGCUUCCUGCCUUCAAAACACGCACGCGACUCGAUUGACAGCGGAGCGGGAGACGACACAAUGUGGCCAAAAUUCGAGCCGAAAAAAAAAAAUAAUUUUGAUUUGCAUAACCAAAGAGGGUCAAAGAUGUCACUUUCCAGCUUCCUCCAAACCCAAAGAAAUCCGAAACAAAGAACAACUUUUUGGUGCUAUUUUCCUCCUUCUGUGGUGCUACACUUGCUUGUGUCUUUUUUUUUAAGACGCCGAGGAUCCGAAGAGCAGGAUCCGGCGGCGGCGGCGCCUUCCUGCCUAAAAAGUGACAGCUCUGAAGUGGCUUCAAGGCCAAUCGGUGCUUUUUAUUUUUUAUUGCCAAUCUUUUCUAUUGUUCUUGUUGAAACUGCACUCUCUUGCUUAUGACCACUAAUAUCUACCACAGAAUCUCUGCAAGCCUUUUUUUUUUGUUUUGUUUUGGUUCCUUUUGUUUAAUAAAAUAAUAAAAAUAAAUGAAUACGUGACUUGAACAAUUUAUUCUCAGAUUUUUCUGAAUACGCUUUAUUGUUUGUUGCCAUGAUGACGGACACAUUUCUUGUAUAUUGCCGCUGUUUGUCAAACCUGUGAGCGGACAAAAAGAGUAAAAAGAUUUUAUUUUAUUUUUAUUUUUUUUGCCCCCCCCCCCCAAAAUGUCAAUAAAUUCAAGUCCACUGUGGCCAUCCACUCCUUUGUAUGUCUUCUGAAGCAUUAAAACCUAUCUGUAUGCAUGAAA
Messenger RNA from Nerophis ophidion (straightnose pipefish), 7316 nucleotides. Its product is annotated as collagen alpha-1(XI) chain-like. The coding region runs from base 1 to 6171 and encodes 2056 amino acids. Gene Ontology annotation, molecular function: extracellular matrix structural constituent. The transcript is spliced from 66 exons. NCBI's taxonomy places the organism in Eukaryota, Metazoa, Chordata, Actinopteri, Syngnathiformes, Syngnathidae. The record is from RefSeq and is a predicted model, not a curated record.